Molecule: messenger RNA, 2817 nt
Organism: Cadophora gregata
Lineage: Eukaryota; Fungi; Ascomycota; Leotiomycetes; Helotiales; Ploettnerulaceae
Exons: 5
Coding region: 853-2670 (605 amino acids)
Molecular function (GO): catalytic activity
Source: RefSeq, a predicted model, not a curated record
AACGACCAAUUGCUUAGGACUUUUGAUUGCAGCUAUGCAUUCCACGGUAUCUAUACUAUGCAAUAAAUCAAAGGCAUUCAGCCAGUGAUUUGGACCAUGAAAUUCGAGCUGUCUGGUUUCUAAUUCGGUCUCGCUAAUAAAAUAGGGGGUGCAUGAACGACUUCGGGGCCCGUCAACAUAACUGAUUCGACUAAACUUUAAACAUAUCUUGUCUUAUCAAUUGACCGGUGUGCCUACACUAAAUUGGACUUUGAAGUUGAAUCUGCUCAAUUGUCUUCAAGCCCUCACAACACAUUCAAAGAACAGUAAGUAUAUUGUUAUUCACCUUACUUGCACAGUCCUACAGUCGUCAACAUCCCCUAUCUAUUCCCAUUCCUCCAAUCUACAGAUCACUGUAGAUUUUGAGGCAAAGGACGGGAGCCGAAGAAAUACACAGCUUCUGUUCUUGGCUUUUCAACCGACACCAAUCAGCUGCUCACCAGCCUCUUUUGCCAUCUUGAAAAAGUGGCAACUUCCGUACUCCAAUCAUCCACUCCCCAUGGCAGUUCUUCGGAGUCGUCCGCAUGCCGAUUCAAUUGGACUGGAGAAGUCCGCCAAGUUAUCAUAUCGACAUUGCGCCAAACAACUGCAGGAACCCAUCGCCAAGUGAUCGGCCUCCCCUCAGCCGUUCAGCUUCCAGAGACAUGUCCGAAGUGGCCAAAAAAACGUGGUCGGAGACUGUUUCCUUACUCGGUCGUGAAAGAUAACGACAAAAUCAAGGGAUGGGCUGCAUGAUGAGGUUAUAAAAGAGUUUUGGUUCCCUUACUUUUUGAAGGGUUACAUUCUGCCCAUCAAUCCCUGAAUCUAGCGAUCAUGAGGUUCUCUCUCGCUACCCUGGCCUUGGCGCUCAAUGCCGUCGCGAAUGCCGUCACUAUCAACCAAAUCAACGGCAUCAAAUACCUCUCCCCAUAUGCUGGUCAAACUUUGACUGGCAUCAAGGGAUUGGUGACUGCUAAGGGACCAUCUGGGUUUUUCCUCCGAGACACGACACUCAACCUCGACAUCAGAUCAUCAAAUUCCAUCUAUGUCUACGGAAGUCUUGCUCUCAAGAAUGUCACAGUCGGAGACAUCAUCACGGUUGAUGCGACAGUCGCAGAAUACCGAUCGACUUCCACUUACCUGUACUUGACCGAAUUAACAUUCCCAAAUAAUGUCAAAGUUCUGUCAAGCGGAAACGCUGUCAAGCCGGUCGUCAUUGGCGAGGAUCUUCUCGUUUAUCCCCCAACGGAGCAAUUUUCUUCCCUUGACAAUUGGGACGUCUACUCCCUUCCAAACAACCAGAGUCUCGUUUCUACAGCAAACCCAACUCUGCAACCACUCCUGUUUGGAAUGGACUUUUGGGAAAGCUUGAGUGGAGAACUCGUGACCGUGAAACUCCCAGUUGCAAUCACCAAAUCCAACAGAUACGCCAAUGUGUGGAUUGCUGGAUCAUGGAGAAAGUCAGGAACCAACAAGCGUGGUGGACUGACCAUGAGAGACAGAGACUCUAAUCCAGAGACACUUGCGGUCAUUGAUCCGCUUGAUGGCACCAAGAACCCCAACACUGUCAAGCUUGGUGAUACCUUAGAGGAGAUCACUGGUGUCCUCACGUACGCAUUCGGAUACUACAGUAUCUAUCCCCAAACAGCUAUCAAGGUUGUAGCCUCGGCGUCUCCAGCAACCCCUCCACCCACCACUCUCACUUCCUCCGGGACAUGCAAGCAGCUUACAGUUGGUGAUUACAACGUUGAGAACCUGACCCCAAAAUCAGCGUGGCUUCCGUCAAUCGCUGAUCACAUCGCCACAUACCUGAAGACUCCAGAUCUCAUGUUUCUCCAGGAGAUCCAAGAUGACAACGGAGCAACAAACAAUGGAGUCGUCACUGCAAACUUGACCCUGACCACUCUCGUCAACGCCAUCUACAACAUCUCCGGCAUCAAGUAUGCAUUCACCGAAGUCCUCCCCACCAACAUCCAAGACGGCGGCGAGCCAGGCGGAAACAUCCGCCAAGCCUACCUCUACAAACCCGACAUCCUCCGCCUCCACAAGCCCAACCUCGGUGGACCCCUCGACGCAAACGAGGUCCUCCCCGGCCCAGAACUCAAAUUCAAUCCUGGACGUAUCGAGCCAUCUAACCCAGCGUUUACAGCGAGUCGUAAGCCCUUGGCUGCUGCGUGGGAGACGCUUGAUGGGAAGAACAAGUUCUUCACUGUGAACUUGCAUCAGGGCAGUAAAGGCGGUGGAAGUCCUCUGGUGGGAGACGCUCGGCCUCCUGUUAAUGGGGGAGUUGCCGAUCGUUCGGCGCAAGGGAAUGUCACGGCCACAUUCGUCUCCCAGAUCCUCAAGCAAAACCCCUUCGCCAAAAUCAUCGUCGCAGGCGAUUUCAACGAGUUCACAUUCGUCGAGCCCAUCGAGACUUUCAAAUCCGUCUCGCACCUCCUCGAUCUCGAUGAUGUGACUCUCACGCCUUCAACUGAGAGGUACACGUACAUGUUCGAUAUGAACUGCCAGGAGUUGGACCACAUGUUUGUCAGCCCGGCGUUGAUAUUAGGAGCGGCGUUUGAGCAUGUUCAUGUUAAUACUUGGAGCUCGUUGGCGGAUCAGAAGAGUGAUCAUGAUCCGAGUGUGGCGAGGCUGAAUGUUUGUGGGUGAUGUGGAUGAUGAUUUGGGAUGAUUUGAUGAUGUAAUGAAAUGGAAUGGAAAACAUAUUGUAGUGUAUCAAAACUUAGAUUAUGACGAACUGCAUGGGGGGGUUCUCGUCCAUGAUUAUUUAUUCGUACCCCGCUCACUGUGCUGAUG